AUGACCCAUGAGUUUGAAUAUGUCCCCAAUAUACACCCUUUGAUUGCCAUAAGAAGCCCUAAUCAUAUAGUAAACCUGUGCUCUGUCUCCAGGUACAUCCUGGCUGAGGAGAUACCGGUUCGGUACGGCGGAUUCAAGAGGGAAAAGGAUUUCGAGUUCUCGAGCGAGGAUGGUCCCGUGUCGGAGCUCACCAUCAAGGCUGGAUCGACCGAAACCAUUGUGCUACCAGCCGAGGAGACCGGAAACACAUUGCUUUGGGACCUCACGGUGCUGGGCUGGGAGGUGAGAUACAAGGAAGAGUUUGUGCCGAGCGACGAGGGGUCGUACACAGUCAUUGUUCAGAAGGGAAAGAAGAUGGCGCCGAGCGAGGGGCCGAUCCGCAACACGUUCCGGAACAACGAGCCCGGGAAGGUCGUGCUCACCAUCGAGAACAUUACCGCCAAGAAGAAGAGGGUUCUGUACCGGUACAAGAACAAGAAGUGCUCCAGCUUCUGAGGUUUGAAAGAGACUCAGGUGGAGAUUCGUCACAUGUUUUUGGUUUCAAUGAGAGGAUUUGUCAUGUACUUAAUGUUUUUUUUGGUUUGGAAUUUGAGGGGAGUGAUUCUUACAGCGAGGUUAGAGAACAAAAGCUAGGUAGUCUUUU
Molecule: messenger RNA, 643 nt
Organism: Rhodamnia argentea
Lineage: Eukaryota; Viridiplantae; Streptophyta; Magnoliopsida; Myrtales; Myrtaceae
Product: patellin-4-like
Exons: 3
Coding region: 1-495 (164 amino acids)
Molecular function (GO): lipid binding
Source: RefSeq, a predicted model, not a curated record